AUGCCGUCGACACCUUCUCUGGCUGAGGUCUUCAGUGACGCGGAGCUGGCACGCAGGGCGGCUGUGGAUGCAGCCUUUUUCAAGUUCCCCGUAGCGCCUCACGUGCGCGUGGCGCUGGAAGAGUACCCUCCUCACGUGUACAUCACCGAGGCGUCCAACGGGACCUGGACGGCGCACGGCGCUAUGAUGAACCUGCUCAACCUUCUUGCUCAGUCGCUCAACUUUACGUAUGCAUUGUCCCGCCCUUCUGAUGGCCAGUGGGGCCGCGUCCUGGACAAUGGGUCGUGGACAGGCAUGAUGGGCAUGGUGCACCGAAAUGAAGUGGAUCUUGCGUUGGGGCCUUUUGCUGCGACCUGGGAUCGUGCUCAGGCCGUGUCGCUCACCACCCCAAUCGUCAUGGACCCUCUCAGUGUGGUGGUCGGACGACAGUCUCCGAAGACCAACACUUGGGGGUUUGUGCUCGUCUUCAGCCCUGCGACAUGGCUGGGCAUCUUGGUUGCUGUGUUUGCCUUCACGGUGACUGUGUUGGCUGUGAGCUCGAGCAGCGGAAACAAGCGACCCGGUCGCAAGAUCCUUGGUUUAAUGGGCCUUAAUGUCGCAUUUGAGUUUCUGCGAACCUUACUACAGCAAGAUAGCCGCAUCGACGUAAAGUACCGCCCGGUGAAGGUAUUGCUUGGCUGUUGGAUGAUAUUCGUUCUUGGCGUCAGUCGAAUGUACUCCAGUGUACUUGUGUCAGUCCUGACAGUGAGGAACACUCCAGUUCUUUUUAAGAACCUCCAAGAUAUCACUCAAAACCCUUCCAUUAACAUCAUCUUGGAAGAAGGUGCUGCUGCUGCUAGCAUUUUCCGAAACACGAAGACGGGUGCCAUAGGGGCAGUAGGGGAGUUCUUCAAGCAGGGAAGAGUUAUGGAAAUGCCCCUGACAAAAUUCCUUGACGCCAUGAACACGCGCGUUCACGGCAAGAAGGACUCUUUGCUGAUCGCUGAACAGCUCUUGUGCUCAGCGAUGAUGUCGCAAAGCUUCAAGGAGGAAGGUCUGUCUAGGAUUACUCGGUUAAAAUUGUAA
Molecule: messenger RNA, 1065 nt
Organism: Hyalella azteca
Lineage: Eukaryota; Metazoa; Arthropoda; Malacostraca; Amphipoda; Hyalellidae
Product: probable glutamate receptor
Exons: 6
Coding region: 1-1065 (354 amino acids)
Cellular component (GO): membrane
Molecular function (GO): glutamate-gated receptor activity
Source: RefSeq, a predicted model, not a curated record